UGAGAACCACAGUUCAGCAGACAUGAAGAGUACACUGGACAUCUGACACAGAGCCCGGAGAAAUAGUGCUCCAAAGAUAACAACGAGGUCUGAAGGAUGUCAUUUUGCUGGCUCCUUGCACUGCUGCUGGGUUCGGUUGAGUUAUACAGAGCCCGUGAAUGUGAUGUUUUUACUGAUCUGAACCUCCAUCACUCGAUCAUUGGGACCGAUCUGUAUGUGAAGCUGUUGCUGUAUACCAGAGCUAGUGUCACCUGUGGCCAGGAGCUUUCCCACCACAACCUAUCAGCCCAUCCCCAGUUCAACAUCACCAAGCCCACCACUUUUAUCAUCCAUGGCUACCGUCCCACAGGCUCUCCACCAAACUGGAUCAAAAACCUCACACAGGAGCUACUGGUCCGCAGAGACAUGAAUGUUCUGGUGGUGGACUGGAAUCGUGGAGCGACCACUAUCUAUUACCCAAAAGCUGUGUCUAACACCCGCGAUGUAGCUGACAACUUGACUGCUUUAAUUGAAAACAUGGAGAGGAAUGGUGGCUCUCUCAGUUCCAUUCAUAUGAUUGGGAUCAGUCUUGGAGCUCACAUUUCGGGCUUUGUUGGAGCCAAAUUCAGUGGCAAAAUUGGAAGGAUCACAGCUUUAGACCCUGCUGGGCCUAUGUUCACUGGGAAAUCCUCGGAAGAACGCCUGGACCCAACAGAUGCACAGUUUGUGGAUGCCAUACAUACAGACAUAGACGCAUGGGGAUUCAGGAAGCCUGUGGGCCACAUUGAUUUCUAUCCUAAUGGUGGAGCUGACCAGCCUGGCUGCCCAAAGACCAUCCUUGGCGGGUCUCAGUAUUUUAAAUGUGAACACCAGAGAGCAGUGUAUCUGUAUCUGGACUCUAUGAAACGGACUUGUACCAGCCGAGCCUUUCCCUGCUCCUCCUACAACGACUUUCUAGGUGGACGCUGCUUGGACUGUAAUACAUAUGGGCCUAUCGGAUGCCCUGUCUUUGGUUAUGAAAUCAUUCAGUGGAAGAAAUAUCUGGUUCCUGAAACCAUGGCUUACUUCACCACUAACAAAAAGUCUCCAUUCUGCAAGACCAACUACAAGUUGGACAUUGUGAUAUGGAACCAUGAUACUCUUCGAGGCUACAUAACCAUCAGCCUACACAAUGGUAGUGAGGUGACAAAUGCAACAACAAACCACAAAGCUAAUACAUUUCAGAAGUACAAAGAGAACAGUUUACUGGUCCAGUUUGAUAAAGACCUUCAGAAUGUCCAGAAGAUCUCCAUAAAAUUCUCCAAGGGAAAUACGUUGCACUUUAAGUACAAACUUCGAGUGCUUCGCCUCCGUCUCACACACCUGGAGCGCAAAGACAGUCCUUUGUGUCGCUAUGACAUCCUCCUGGAGGACAACAAGGAGGUGACAUUCAGACCCAUACCCUGUGAGGAGUCCAACUUCUGAGAUUAGCAGAUAUGUACGGUCAGCAGCCAUGGGAUGACUGUCUGCUUAAAUGGAGGAUGACUGUGACAGCCAUGGGAUGACUGUUUAAAUGGUGUGAAGGAUGACCUUGGGACCUACACAAAACAACUCGUGCGUAUAAGUCCUUGCCUUGAGUAGCUUAAGCUUUAUGAAUAUUUUGGGGAUAAUUCCUACUCUUUAAAAUUGUAAUAAGACUCUGACAUGACAAAAUGAUGCCCUAUUUGUAUAACAGUUGAUCGAAAAGGAUUUUUACCCUGUUCAGAUUUUACCCUGUUUGCAUUGGAAAGAUUUUACCCUGUUUGCAUUUCAUUUUUUUAAGAGCACAGCUUGACGUUACCAGGCUAAUUUAAUUAUAGUAGACUAAAGCCUUUUCAGCUGGAUCAGCCAAUCAUGUUUGUGUACAAAAAAUAUUUAAAUUAGUUUCCUAACACCCACACUAACAAACUGACAUGAUGAAAUUGGGAUAAAAAUAUACUUACGUAUAACUCUAUUCACAUUCAUUCAACAAAGUGAUGAUUUGAAAAAUAGAAUAAAAAUAACUGCAUGGGGACUAGUCCUAGCAAGAGUUCUGAGCAUUGUAAGUAAAUAUUCAUGUUUUUUUACAAAAUAUUUUAUUAAGAGAAUCUAUGGCCUAAGACUGUCUUGUUGUAUGUGUACUGUUUUGUGUGAACUGUAUGUGGCAGAACCAUACAUCUUGAUGUAAAUGGAAUGUGUUAUUAUGUAAAUAAAUAUGAAAAUUUUUGUAAAUAUAC
Molecule: messenger RNA, 2213 nt
Organism: Esox lucius (northern pike)
Lineage: Eukaryota; Metazoa; Chordata; Actinopteri; Esociformes; Esocidae
Gene: lipia
Product: lipase, member Ia
Exons: 11
Coding region: 97-1443 (448 amino acids)
Biological process (GO): lipid metabolic process
Molecular function (GO): carboxylic ester hydrolase activity; lipase activity
Source: RefSeq, a predicted model, not a curated record